UGCUACAUUCUUUGCAUACUACUAUUCCAUUAUAUGAGAAGACAAAACGUGGUAGGAAUUCACCAACACCCGGCCAUCCACCAACCACAUAAUGAGACAUACCUUCUAACUCAAAGAGAGACGUUUUUAGAGAGGGAGAGAUAAAUUAAGAGAUAGGAGAGAUAGAGAAGAAAGAAAGGAAAAAAAAAAAAGAAAGAAAAGGAAAUGGAAGCGUUUCCUUACAAAUUCACGCGGGGCAUACGAGCCUACUGGCGCAGGCGCAAGUACCAGAAGUUGGACAAUUCCGGCAGCAGGAAGGCUGCGAAGGUGGCCCGACUCGGCGCGGGAAGGCGGCCCGUGGGCGGGAGCCGGCGGUUCUGGAAGCUGCGGUCGAUCUUCCGGAUACGCGUCAAGAUCGCGUCGCCCGGCCGGCUGCUGGCGCGGCUCCGCGACGCUUACGUCGAUGCCAUGCUGGGGCUGGCGGGGAAGGGCGGCGGCCUGUCGGUCGGCAACGGGCCCGACGCUUUCUGGAGCAGGCGGGUCCCUCGUUCGAAGCCGGUUCGGGACGUGCCGGGCGAAUUCGAGCGGCGGCUCAUCAUCGAGGUUUAUAAGUCGCUCGUGGCCUCCGGCGAGAUCGCGGCGCACUAACUGAAUAGAGAAAGAAACUGGAGAGGCUCCGAGAAGCCGAGGGAAACGCUCCUCCCUCUUUGUAUUGUAUGUACGAUCCAUAAUCUCUUUUUUUUUUUUUCUUUUGUAUUUUGUCAAAAGUUUGCAGGACUACGCUCAAACGAUAAGUAUAGUCCGAAUGUGUGCAAGGAUGACAUAAUAAUAGAAAUAAUAAUAAGAGGCACGCAAAAAAAUUCUCAGUU
Messenger RNA from Ananas comosus (pineapple), 848 nucleotides. RefSeq lists its product as uncharacterized. The record is from RefSeq and is a predicted model, not a curated record. The coding region runs from base 205 to 627 and encodes 140 amino acids. The transcript has a single exon. NCBI's taxonomy places the organism in Eukaryota, Viridiplantae, Streptophyta, Magnoliopsida, Poales, Bromeliaceae.